Molecule: messenger RNA, 1273 nt
Organism: Nelumbo nucifera (sacred lotus)
Lineage: Eukaryota; Viridiplantae; Streptophyta; Magnoliopsida; Proteales; Nelumbonaceae
Product: dirigent protein 21-like
Source: RefSeq, a predicted model, not a curated record
UUUAUGGGCAAAAAUCUCAUAUGGGACACCAUGGUUCUUCUGUUAAUUCGCAAGGAAACGAGAAGAAUGAGAAACCAGCUGAUUCUUUAAUGAAAGCCAAAACCGAAAAGCUGGAGGGUGAGAAUGAGAAACAGAAUCUGGCUAAUGGAGACCAAUAUUCCCUCCUUUAUUAAAGCAAUGUAGGUGGUGUUUGGACGUGCACUUGGACGGUACCAAUUUUAUAGCAAAAAUCAAUGAUGAGACUCUUGUAGUUGCCGACGAGAGCUGAAGUAAAGCUAAAGCGUGACGAUAAAAACCCCAUUGAGGAUAAUUGGAUAAGUAGACUGCACUCCCCCUCAGAUCGACCUUUUCAUCACCUAUCUUCUUCCAUGAAACUACUUGUGAUCGAGGCCCAAACAACACGAAAAUUAUUUAAUUUGUUCAGAAAUCCAUGGACAAUUAAGAAGACCCAUUUAUAAACAAGAAGCUCAAUCGAUCAAUUUGUCAUUCCAUUUCUUUUGCAGCUAUAGACUCCAUCCCCUUCUGUCGCCAUGGCCAAGUCCUUCUCUUCUUUCAUUAUUUUCUUAACCUUUCCCCUUCUUCUUCUUCUUCUUCUUCUUCUUUUCAUUAGGCCUCGCAGCUGCAAGUAGCAAACCUCGUGGCUUUGUUCGAACUCUCUUGCCGGAGUCCAUGGGGCUUAAGCGAGAAAAGAUAACCCACCUUCACUUCUACUUUCAUGACAUUGUUAGUGGCCGCAACCCGACGGCCAUCCAAGUUGCAGCGGCAGCAUCAACCAACAGAUCACUGACAAGGUUUGGCUUGGUGGUAGUGCUCGAUGAUAUCUUGACUGAAACUCCAGAGCUGACCUCAAGGCAAGUUGGAAGAGCUCAGGGGAUGUGCAGCUUCGCAUCACAAGGUGAUUUGAGCUUGUUAAUGGUCUUGAACUAUGCCUUCACUCAUGGGAAAUACAACGGAAACACACUCAGCAUCCUUGGAAGGAACUCUGUACUUUCCGAGGUGAGAGAGAAGCCGGUGGUCGGAGGGAGUGGGCUUUUCAGGUUCGCUCGUGGCUAUGCUCAGGCAAAGACUCACACUCUUGACCCUAAAACCGGAAAUGCAGUUGUGGAGUAUAACGUUUUUGUAGUCCAUUAUUGAGUUUGAGCCUCAAUAAUACAUAGAAACCACGUAUUCGUUUUCUUCUGAUUUCAGAUAAGCGUUAAUGGAGAUGAUCGAUUUGUAUUAUUUGUGGGAUUUGAAUCUUUUUAUUCAACAGAGAAAACUUAAAUUUGGCGUU